Messenger RNA from Menidia menidia (Atlantic silverside), 2051 nucleotides. The record is from the annotation of a GenBank genome assembly. NCBI's taxonomy places the organism in Eukaryota, Metazoa, Chordata, Actinopteri, Atheriniformes, Atherinopsidae.
AUGCAGACGGACCCUCUCUCCCUCCCUUCAUCCCUCUCUCCCUCCCUUCAUCCCUCCCUCGCUCAUUACUGCGAGCGAAGGAAUGCCGGUUGUCCCGGCGACCGUCGCCAGCUGUCUGGACUGAACCGGGAGGAGGAGGAAGAGGAGGAGGAGGAGGAGGAAAGAGAGGGGGAGGGAGGUGUUGGAGAUGAAGAUGCUGCGAAAUACCGGGCCAGCUUGGCAACUUCGAAGAUGAGGGUGUGGAUCGUCUUCCUGUUGUGCCUGGCCGGCCACGCCAUGGCCGCCCCGACCGAGGAGGAGCCCGUUGUGGAGGAGCUGGUCACAGAGGAGCCAGUGGUGGAGGAGCCAGUGGAUGAGGAGCCCGAGGUGGGGGCCAACCCAGUGCAGGUGGAGGUUGGAGAGUUCGACGAGGCCAUCGACCUCGUGGAAGAGGAUGUUGCUGCUGAGAACCCCUGUCUGAACUUUAACUGCAAGAAGGGCAAGGUGUGUGAGGUCGAUGACAGCAACACCCCCCUGUGUGUGUGCCAGGACCCCUCCACCUGCCCCGCCGCCGAGGCCGAGUUCGAGCACGUCUGCGGCACUGACAACAAGACCUACGACUCGUCUUGCCACUUCUUUGCCACCAAGUGUGCUCUGGAGGGAACCAAGAAGGGCCACAAGCUGCACCUGGACUACAUCGGGCCAUGCAAAUACAUCGAGCCCUGCCAGGACAGCGAGCUGAGCGAGUUCCCGCUGCGCAUGAGGGACUGGCUGAAGAACGUGCUGGUCACUCUGUACGAGCGCGACGAGGACAACAACCUGCUGACCGAGAAGCAGAAGCUCAGGGUGAAGAAGAUCUACGAGAACGAGAAGAGGCUGCAGGCCGGCGAGCACUCCCUGGACCUGCUGGCCCACGACUUCCAGAAGAACUACAACAUGUACAUCUUCCCUGUCCACUGGCAGUUCGGCCAGCUGGACCAGCACCCCGACGACGGGUACGCCCCCGCUCACCCGGUCAGCUUUUGGCCUCGUUCCCGGGGCGUUAAAUCCCUGACCGUGCUUGUCUUUCGGUGUGCGUGCGCCCCCAGGUACCUGACCCACUCCGAGCUGGCCCCCCUGCGCGCCCCCCUCAUCCCCAUGGAGCACUGCACCACCCGCUUCUUCGAGGCCUGCGACGCCGACAGCGACAAGUACAUCGCCCUGGAGGAGUGGGCCGCCUGUUUCGGCGUCAAGGAGCGUGAGUUACCCGCCGAGGAUGUGGAUAAAGACCUCAUCGUCUAAACUCCUCUUUCCUGCAACAGCAUGACAGACAACGCUAAUCGCUACUAACCGGACAAGGUGCUGAUUCAGAAGAUAAAAAAAAAAAACUCAGUUAAGGUGCUAAUUGCAAAUUCUUUUUAUUAUUUUCUAAUGAUUUUUCCUGCCUAUACCACUAAAAUAAGAUCCCAAAUAAGAAACAUGCACAGUCUGUAGUAACCAUCACGUGUUCACGCGUUUGAAUUCUUCCUGUUGGUAGAGCAAAAACUCCCAGUAAAGAAAACUAAAGACCUCUGAUGUAAAUUUACGUCGUUUGACAAUAUUGUGUGCUGUAUUUGUUAUGAUGUGUUCAGGGCUUUUUAAUUGGAGACCACAUUAUCUUACGGAGACGAAGCUGUAAAGUCAAAAAUAAAGUUUCUAAAUAAAUGCUCCUUCUGCUUGCUUUCUACAUCUCAGAUUGCUGCGUUUUUUGCCCUCUUCUGGUGGUGGAUUUUGCCUUGCCUUUGUUGUUUUUGUGCUUUUGGUUGAUCUAUAAACCUCCUAGCAGAGUCUGGUAUUUGAGAACGUUAAAGACGAUGUUUUGUUUUGUUUUUUUUAUACGAGGGGGACGUCUCGCAGGCUGAGAGUUUUUCUCACAAUCUUUCAUGUUUCUUCUGACACUGAGAACACCACGAUCUCAUUCCAUGAAUAAAAUACUAUGAAAAGACCUACAAAUCUCUGCAUGCCUCCGUAUCUGCGUCAAUGCUCCUCCAUGAAGAUGCCUACAGCACUGAGUCCGCUUUUUAUUUACUCGAUACCAAAGAAAUCUCUCACGA